AUGCCUGUGGCUGUACGCCUUGUAGAAGUAUUAGCCAUCGUGUCUCUUGUUGCAACAAUGGCUGCUGGAGCUGCCGUCAUUAUAUUCAUGGAAAAAUGUUUACAUUUUCUCGUUAUGAUUAUCGAUCCGCUCGUGGCAUCAAUUAAUUUUAUUUUAGGAGUAUUAAAAUUUGUUUUUUUGAAAAUAAUAUACAAAUUAACUUAUAUUAUGGAACAUCUGACGGCGACGCUGUGGGAUAAAUCAUCGCAAAAAUGUCCGAGCUAG
Molecule: messenger RNA, 264 nt
Organism: Pediculus humanus corporis (human body louse)
Lineage: Eukaryota; Metazoa; Arthropoda; Insecta; Psocodea; Pediculidae
Exons: 2
Coding region: 1-264 (87 amino acids)
Source: RefSeq, a predicted model, not a curated record